GUGACGUCAGAUAGAAACGUUCGGUUAUCGGAGUAAAUUGCGCUUGCCUCUGGUUGCUUUCUUAAUAUAUUGAGCUUUUAUCUAAAGUCCGUUCUGACAAAAUCAUAUUUCAAAAUGGAGAAGGUGAAUCAGUCAGAACAAGAGCUUGAACAAGACUUUUCAAAGCCAUGGGAACAGAGCGAUGUCAUUCUUGAGGUUGAAGGACAACAAUUUCACGUCCAUCGUGUUGUUUUGGCCUUGAGUUCACCCGUCUUUUCUAGAAUGUUCUCCGCAGACUUUAAAGAAAAGCACGCAGAGAAGAUACCUCUACCCGAGAAGAAAGCGAGAGAAAUAAGGGAAAUGCUGUUGGCGAUUUAUCCAACUUCGUGGAAAUCUGUCAACGAGAAUAACUGUUACUUCCUGCUCGAUCUAGCAGAAGAAUACCAGGUGAGCAAACUCACACAGAAAUGUGAAAAUUUUCUGUCGCAAGCGGUGGAUAAGGAGCAAGGAGCUGCCAUCUUGGAGACAUUAAUUGUGGCUCAGAAGUAUACCUUGGAGAAGGUGAUAGAUGUGUGCGUGAAGAAAACACGAAAUCUUAGUCUCCAAGAGAUAAAGAGCCAUUCAAAGUACGAUGAAAUCGAGCCUCUGACCCAACGAAAAAUGAUAGAACUGCAAAUGAGUAAGGUCGAGGAUGAAUUUGCACAGAUGAAAAGAUUGGCUGGUAGCGCAUUGAGGAGCUGCGCCUCAGUAAUCAUGAUGCUCGGUUGUCAUAUUCGGUACGCCGAAAUCUUAAAGGAGUGGCAUAGUAGGCAUAAUCAUAACAAACGUGGCCCUUACCUAAAGCGUAUCUCAUUAAAGGAAAACAUGGAGGUUAUCCUUCACGAAAAAGAAGUGCCUAAAGAAGGUCAUGUUGGUGUUUGUCGGUCAUUGUACGACGUAUUCGAUCCACUUAAAUGUCUCCAUAAAAGCCUAAUGGAAAUGGCGAAGAUUUCACAGAAUUCUACUAACGAGGAAGACAGAGAACUCAAUUCGUUUUUACUUCAGCAUCGCUAUUAAACAGGCUAAAUUCCUAGACUUAUCUGAUAACGGGAUAAGGUGGAAAAGGGAAACCCCCAAAUAGCUGAUAGGACUGCUUUAGCGUUAUUGGCUGUGAUCUAUAACAGUCAGUUCGGUAGCCCAUUAUAUUUUCUUUAUUUACAUAUUAUCACAGACGGUCUAUCUCUGGUUUUGAACCACCUGAUAAGGCGGUCAUGCUUUUCGCAGAAUUUGCAUGAAACAAGAGUUCCCAGCUGAAAACCAGCAAUUCAUAUGCAACACAUUGCACACAUUUGCCACUGAAAACUGAGUUACAGAAAAAUUUGUUUACUAACUGUAUUCAGACAUUUCUCACUCAACUAGAUCAUUGCUGCAAUAUUAGAUAGAAAUUUCAUAUUUUUGUCAAGAUCAUAAUUGAACAGAUCAAUAAUAUUUAGGGUUAGGGUUAGCCGUCUCUCCUUCAGCUCUUCGCCAUUCGAAAGCUAUAAAGAUCGGCCAGAAAAUUGGUGUAAUUGCCAUUGACUUAUCGAAGGCAUUUGACUUCAUCUGCCACAAUAGUUAUUAUUGGCGAAAUAUUAAAAGAUGGCGUCAACGAGUCGGCGGUUCAUUUAAUUCGUCCAUACUUGGCUGAACGCAACGAAAGGAUUAAGUGCAAUUAUACCUUCUCCGAAUCGCUUCCUACUUGUUUGUGCCGGUGUGUCUCAAGAGAGUUUACUGGGCCCGCUGUUAUGUAAGAUCUUCAUAAACGACAUUGACGUCUGGUUAUCUCCUAACUUCAGCUAUGUGCCUACGACUCAACGCAAUAGGGGUGCAAUUUCUUUCUUCAGGCUACUAUCCAAGCACGUCCUCUGAGCAGUGAUCUAGAUGCUCUAACUUCCUGGUUUUCAGUGAAAGUUUUACAAGUAGCUACAAGUUAACGCCUCCAAGACUUACGCCGUAAUGACAAUCCAUUGGUAGAUUAACAUGGAUCUAAAGAAUAUAAAUCUAACUUAUGCCUAUGGUACUUUUCCAUUUAAAGGAUAAUAUGCUCUGUUACUUUUUUGCUUCUUGAAUAUAUGUCAGUGUAUGAUAUGCCUAUAAUUUAGUUUAAAUAUAAUCUGAUUACUACGUCAAACAAUUUUAAAAUGAGCUACUGGCUUAAAAGAUUGCUUCCCAC
Porites lobata is the source of this 2170-nucleotide messenger RNA. Lineage: Eukaryota; Metazoa; Cnidaria; Anthozoa; Scleractinia; Poritidae. The record is from the annotation of a GenBank genome assembly.